Dendroctonus ponderosae (mountain pine beetle) is the source of this 1307-nucleotide messenger RNA. RefSeq names its product retinol dehydrogenase 14. The transcript is spliced from 6 exons. Bases 188 to 1189 code for a protein of 333 amino acids. NCBI's taxonomy places the organism in Eukaryota, Metazoa, Arthropoda, Insecta, Coleoptera, Curculionidae. The record is from RefSeq and is a predicted model, not a curated record.
AAUUGUUAAACGAUGGAACGGUUCUUGAAUAAGCAGUUGUCUGCUGAGGUCAGCAUUUCAUUGCCGGUUAUCAACCUGCCGCCUAAGCAUUCUAUUGAAGUUGGUUUAAAGUUAGGUAAACAGUGCAAGUGCUGAAGGAAAUUGAGGAGUUCCCGAUAACCCAGCUAGAAGCUUUCUGAACCGUAGGAUGAAUAUUUCGGAACUCGGCGAAUUUUGGCCAAUUAUUCAAGCCCUCAUAGUUCUGGCGGUUGUUGGAAUUGUGACUAUAGUGUCGGUCAUCAAGUUCUACAACGUGGUUACUUGCAGUAAAUUCAGAGAUUCGGUCAAAAUGGACGGGAAAACGGUGAUAGUCACAGGAGCCACUGGAGGCAUAGGAAAAGAGACCGCAAGGGAGCUGGCGAAGCGAGGAGCCCGAGUGAUAUUGGCUUGCAGAAAUGUGGAGAAUGGGGAAAAAGUUCGCGCUGAAAUACAAGAAGAAACAAAAAACGACAAACUCGUAGUGCGCGAGCUGGACUUAUCGUCACAAAAGUCCAUCAGAGGCUUUGCUGAAGCCAUAAUCAGCACUGAAGAACGUUUGGAUGUGCUGGUUCACAAUGCGGGGACUGCAGAGAAAAACCUGGUAAAAACUGAAGAUGGACUCGAACUUACCAUGGCCACCAAUCACUUUGGCCCUUUUCUGCUCACCCACUUGCUGAUUGAUCUUCUAAAGCGCUCGGCUCCAUCUAGGAUAGUGGUGGUAGCUUCGUCCUUAUACCAACUGGCGUCGUUGAAUUUGGAUAAUCUCAACCCAUCCAGCUCAUGGUUUCCUCCUUAUAUUUACUACCCCUCCAAAUAUGCCAACAUUUGCUUCACUCUGGAGCUCGCUAGGAGGUUGGAAGGAACGGGAGUGACCGCUAAUUGCCUCCACCCCGGAUUAAUCGACAGCGGAAUAUGGAGAAACGUGCCAGUCCCAUUGAAUUGGCCCUUGAAGCUCAUAGUAAAGGGUUUUUUCAAAACACCCCAGCAAGGCUGCCAGACAUCGUUGUAUUUGACCUGUUCAGACGAAGUGAAGAACGUGAGUGGGAAAUAUUUCAUGGAAUGUCGAGAACACUCGCUAAAUCGGGGAGCUUCGGACAUGGCGAAAGCUGGAAAGCUUUGGGAGCUGUCCAAAGAACUGACCAAACUGAAGCCAACUGAUCCAACAAUUUAAGCACUUUUUUAUUUUUAACAAAUUGCAAGAAACAAUUCUUUCCAGAGCGACUGGUAAGUCAUUUUUUCUGGUCUUUAAAUUAUUUCGAAUUUAUUGCAGAAUAAACGAUUGAAAUGUU